AUGGUGAAUCAAGUAAGUUAUUGUUUGUAUUAUCUGGUUAUUAUAAGGAUACAGGGUGGUGAAUCAAAAUGUAUAUCUAUUCGGGCUCACCCCAAAACUGUAUCACAAGGAGAAGAGUAUGCUGUUACCUGUCAAACUAUUUAUUCUAAGUUUUGGUUUCAAAGAAACAAUCAUUGGGCUAUAGGUGUGGCUAAUGGAACAUGUGACAUACCAAAAAGCAGAGACAAAAAAUAUAAAUGUGAAUCAUAUAGAGAAGGGGGUUACUUAAUAGUUAAAUUAAAAGUUCUUAGUGGAGAGAAAAGUCCACAAACAGUACAGUGGAAUUGUUUUUAUUUAUUAACAAGUUACAAAAUACGUUCUGAAGUACUCAACAUCACAAUUAGACCCACUGAUCCGUCAAAAAGAACAAAUCAGCAAACAACCAGUUCAACUCAGACAACGUCUACGAAACAAUCCCCACGUCAAUCAGAUAAAAUACUAUCCACUCGAUCACCACUGUCAUCACCAUCAUCAUCAUCAUCCAGCAAGGAUCCUCAGACAGUAACUAAACCACCAACCUUUAGGUCACCUGCCGGUAAACUACCAAUCUCUAGCACCAAUAACAACAACUUGAUAGCUUUAAACUGUGUUGUUGGUGUCUUGGUUUUGAUAAACACCAUGAUCCUAGUGAUGUUUCUGUAUAAUAAACGAAAACAAGAUCGUGCUAAACAAGGACCAUCUAAACCACUAGCCCUAGAACCGAGAGGUCUAGCUGAAAGUAACUACGAUGAUCUUGAUAGGACAAUGGACGAUGGUCACACUUAUGAUACAGCUCAAGCCGAAGUCGUAUAAGAGAUUUCCUACUCUAAUCCUAAUGACGUUGAGUUUCGAUCUUAAAGAAUUCUCUUGUUUUAUUAUGUUAGCCUAUUAUUUUUAAGUAAAAUUAUGUUAAUCGAUUAUAGUAUUUUAAAAUUGAAUAUACAUGAAUUAUUAUCUUCUAUUUCAUUAUCAUUCAUUGUCUUGUGUUUUGUACUGUGGUCUGAAGUACAAUGAUUUAAAAUUAAUUAUUGUUCUUUAGUACAUAAAACAUCAAAUUGGUAUGACGCUUACAAGUAAUGUUAUCAUUCUAUUCAGUGAAAUUGGGAUAAGAUGUUUUACUGUGGUCUGAAUAAAAAUAGUU
Molecule: messenger RNA, 1159 nt
Organism: Lottia gigantea (owl limpet)
Lineage: Eukaryota; Metazoa; Mollusca; Gastropoda; Lottiidae
Exons: 5
Coding region: 1-831 (276 amino acids)
Source: RefSeq, a predicted model, not a curated record